AUGGCCACGCUCCACAGCAUUCUCUUCACUUCCGUUCUUAUUGGAAUAGCAGCAUUCUUCUAUGAAGUUCAGGGUGCACCAACCGGAGACCGCUCUGCGCACCUUGGACAGCAGUCUGUUAGCAAACACUACCGAUGUCACCGAGGCAAGGCGGUGGAGGCUGUGGAUGCGGAUGUGGAUGCUGCGGAUGCGGUGGUGGAGGAGGUGUUUUGUCGGUCUGCUGCGAGUGCGGUGGUGGAGGUGGUUGCGGGUGCUGCUGUUGUAAGCCACGCUGAGCUGUGCACUUGUAUCGCACUUGUCCGGGCAUCUUGUUGCUGCACCAGUGCUGCCACGUGCUGCCGGCCAUGUUGCGGAUGUGGUUGUGGUUGCUGCGGAUGCGGUGGUGGCGGUGGAGGACGUAAACGCCGUUCGCUCGACAACCUUAGAAUUCGACUUGGUGCCAAAAAAUUGGCUGAACUGAAAGGAGAAGAACAUUCCUCUGCUGAGUACCCACGACAGAAACGGGACAUCAUGUGCCACAACGAGUGUGUCUUGCCGGCUGGCGGCCAUCUCGGACAUGAGCACGAGAUCUACGGGGAUUACUGA
Messenger RNA from Ostertagia ostertagi, 585 nucleotides. The record is from the annotation of a GenBank genome assembly. Lineage: Eukaryota; Metazoa; Nematoda; Chromadorea; Rhabditida; Trichostrongylidae.